Messenger RNA from Protopolystoma xenopodis, 870 nucleotides. NCBI's taxonomy places the organism in Eukaryota, Metazoa, Platyhelminthes, Monogenea, Polystomatidea, Polystomatidae. The record is from the annotation of a GenBank genome assembly.
AUGCGUGAUUCUUUUAUGGAUAUUGAUAUUUCUAAUCCUGCCCGUGUAGAUAUUAAUUCCCAUAGUCGUACGGCGGAAAAUUUCCCCCUCUCGAGGGUUAAUAUUUCUUCAAGCCUACCAUAUUCUUCUCGUACAGCCUCACCAGGCGUUUUUGCUUCCCGCAAUCAACGUUCAACCUCACCAAUGCUUCUUCGCUUAGAUCUUUCGCAGAAUUUAUCACCCGCAACGGUGCAUGUUUGUGAUAUCUCUUCCUCUUCCUUGCCUUACGGAACAAGAUCCUAUGCCCCCUCAAAUCGCCCUGAUAAUGCUCAGCAAUCGAACAACACCUUGACGUAUUCAUCAGAUCAGCACCCAAAAAUAACUCUUUUGGCCAUUGAUAGUCUUAGGAAGGAAAAAAAUUUUUGCGAUACUGUACUUAUCGUAGAGGGUAAAAAAAUAUAUGCUCACCGAGUAGUGCUUUCUGCUUGCUCACCAUAUUUUCGAGCUAUGUUUGCAGGUGAAAUGGCCGAAUCUCACCAAACUGAGGUGACUCUUCAUGAUUUAUCAUUCGCUGCCGUUGAUGCUCUUGUCGACUUUUGUUAUACAAGCCAGGUGAUUGUCGAGGAGGGGAAUGUACAAUCCUUGCUACCAGCGGCUUGUUUAUUGCAGCUUACGGAAAUCCAACUUGUUUGUUGCGAAUUCUUAAAACGUCAAUUAGAUCCUUCCAAUUGUCUCGGUAUUCGAGCUUUUGCGGAUACACAUGCUUGUGUCGAACUUUUGCGUGUGGCUGAUAAGUUUACACAUCUUAAUUUUUUGGCAAGUCAUUUCAUGAUUUUAUAUUUAUUUAUUUACGAUAAGCGUUGCAAUUUGAUUAUUUACAUUUUUGAAUAA